Molecule: messenger RNA, 195 nt
Organism: Trichophyton rubrum CBS 118892
Lineage: Eukaryota; Fungi; Ascomycota; Eurotiomycetes; Onygenales; Arthrodermataceae
Exons: 1
Coding region: 1-195 (64 amino acids)
Source: RefSeq, a predicted model, not a curated record
AUGCUGCCUGAAGAAAAGUACGGAGCUGCCAUCAGAUACAUAGAGGACCACGCUUCCAUCCCCGCACCCUUUAUCGUACGCUGGGGUACCAAGGAUGAAAGCCUGUUGCAUCUGGGGCUCUUCAUUAUCACGGAUUACAUAGACCGUGCGAUGGAUUUGGGUGAGGGCCUUGACACGUCUGUCCUGGAUCUCUGA